Messenger RNA from Pelobates fuscus (common spadefoot toad), 946 nucleotides. It is a transcript of the gene PHF23, whose product is annotated as PHD finger protein 23. Lineage: Eukaryota; Metazoa; Chordata; Amphibia; Anura; Pelobatidae. Gene Ontology annotation, biological process: negative regulation of autophagosome maturation; positive regulation of protein ubiquitination; negative regulation of autophagosome assembly. The record is from RefSeq and is a predicted model, not a curated record. Gene Ontology annotation, cellular component: nucleus. The annotation marks the transcript as partial. The transcript is spliced from 5 exons.
CCAUUACCGCCCGGAGCAACCCCUGCCGACCGGGGGAUCCGCAGCCGGACAUGCUGGAGGCGGCCGUGGGGAGAGCCCAGCCCGGAAGAUCCGUCGUUGAACCUAAAGUCUGUAUCUCAGCAGCCACCGCAGAAACGUUCCAGGACAGUUGAAGACUUUAACCGGUUCUGCAGUUUUGUAUUGGCAUACGCUGGCUACAUACCGUCCUCUGCAAAAGAGGAGAGAGCAUGGACACCAUCAAGUUCGACAUCUCCCCACAGGACUGAGGAGAGUGACAGCUGGGAGUCUCCUGACACCCCACGACCACCCUUGACUUCUGACUUACCUGGAGCACCUCAAACGUCUGAUUUAAAUACUAUCCAGACUUUUGUAAUGAAAGCCAAGACCCAUGGAUCCAGUGGCAGCAGUAAGAGGAGAGUGGGAGAACAUUCACGAGUGAAGAAGAGCAGUCGGCGGAAGAAGAGACAGAGAUACAGGGGGGGGGCAGCUAUGAGACUAAGUGACUCGGAUACAGAAGAUGAUGAACGAGGAGAAAGAAACCUUGGGUCUCCUCCUGGCCCACAGCCGCCACCAAGUGCAGAAAGCAGCAGAGAUGGUGGCGGAAGCUCGAGUGAUGCAGACACACAAGUGAUGGAUGAAGAUAUAAUGGUGGAAUCAGGAGAUGAUUCAUGGGACCUGGUAACAUGUUACUGUGAGAAACCAUUUGCUGGCCGUCCCAUGAUCGAGUGUAACAUUUGUUGUACUUGGGUUCAUCUUUCCUGCGCGAAGAUCAGAAAGAGCAACGUUCCAGAUAUCUACUAUUGUCAGAAGUGCAGGAGUGGCCGGCCAAGUGGGAACACGGGAGCCAGGCUGGAGCCAUGACACCUCACUGCUCCGCCAACAGACUCUUUAAUAGAGCGGAAUGGUCAUUGAGAGAGCUAAUGCAGGAGAGGACACGGAGGUUCCG